GGCUCCUGUCCCCAACCAAACAAGCCAGCAAAAAGACGCCGUCAGGCCUCCCGCCGUCAAACCCAGCGCUAAAAGAGUUGGGCCUCCCGAUCUUCGUCCGCGUAACUCAACGCGGCCGAUAUACCGCCCGUCAGGAGGCCUCCACGCCGUCCGGCCCGUAGAUCAACCGGGCCAGGCCCCCCGAUGCAUUUCCAGAGUCCACCGCCGAAACCCUACAGAGACGGCGGCUUAUACAUAAGCCGUACUGCUUCGCAGCCCCCUCCCCCUCCUCCCUCCCCGCCGCCUCCUGCCUCCAUCGUCUCCCCCAUCGGAACUAGGUUCCUUCCCACGGAUGGCGAUCGUACGCGAGUUGGAGGGCCCGGUCGGCGUCGACCGCAAGAUCGGGUCUGGCCGUGCUCUGGAUACGGCAGCCUUUCGCCCUCAUGCAAAGGCUUGUGCAAAAUCCUCCACGCAGGCUGGUGCCAGACCCUUCACUGCAAAGAAGGCUGAUGGGGAGGCCUUCACUGGGAAGAAGGCGAAGGCUGAUGGGGAGGCUUUCAUUGGGAAGAAGGCGAAGACUGAUGGGGAGGCUUUCACUGGGAAGAAGGCGAAGACUGAUGGGGAUUCUUUUGAGAAGACUGUCUCAGCAUUUGUAAUACCUGGGUUAUGGACACCUGAAGUUGCCAAACAAAAAGAGUUUGAUGACUCUAUCAAUCAGUAUAUGGUUCAUCUGAAGAUUAAGUUGCCGACCAUGAUCGAUCUGUCUAUAUACCAAACCUGGUAUCUGCUUUAUGGAAAGUUAAACCUGAAAGAUCUAGCUGCUCGAGUUUGCUACAAACUUAAUCUUGAAAUGGAUUGCCCUAUUAAUUUUGUCAUUGAUUCUAUUCAGCUUCCUGAAGUGGCUAUAAUAUCGAACAUUUCCAAGAAAUAUGAAAGUGAUGACGGAGUUCUGCAUCUUUUUUGUGAUAUUGCUCAAGAUCCACUAAAACAUGGCUGGGUGACAAUUGAGAGGAAGAAAAAGAAACUUGCUAAAAAUGCUUCUGCUCUUAGCAAACAGCAUACUUCAAAGAAGCUAAUCAUGAAGACAGGUUCCGUGGUUUCCUCGAUUGAGCUUGUUGCAGAGUCGGUACCUUUUUCAAAGUUCCCCAGUUGCAAAACCAAAGGUAGCAGGAAAAUGGCACAGUUCGUUAAGAAGAGACAGAUGCAACUUGUGAUGAAUCAGAAGUCGCCCUUUGUUCAGUUGAAAGACGGACCUGCUGUGCGCUCCUUUGGCACCUCUGGCCCUGGUGGGAACCUGCAGUUCUACUGAGUCACAUGCAUGGGAAGGAGUUUCUGAGAAGAGCCAGAUGCAUUUCUGUGAGAAUGGAUAGUAGGCAUUGUCCUUGGUUCCGCAUGUUUUUGCCUGAUGCUAGAGUCGAAAGUGUACUGUCUGAAUUUGAUUGACAAUACUUUGUCAGUCUAACUUGUGAAAAGUGAGCUUCUAUCUGUUUUUCUUUCCUUCUUGCUGUUGUGUGUGGAGGCACCACUGUGAGCCCUCUGAGGCUCGAUGUUGUGAUUAUGACAUAUCUGGUGAAAGUGCUUUAAUCCUCUGGCAAUAUUGGUCUUCUGUGUUGA
Molecule: messenger RNA, 1593 nt
Organism: Triticum dicoccoides
Lineage: Eukaryota; Viridiplantae; Streptophyta; Magnoliopsida; Poales; Poaceae
Exons: 10
Coding region: 332-1288 (318 amino acids)
Source: RefSeq, a predicted model, not a curated record